AUCCCGCUCCAGUACCUGUUAGAGCUGUGGAUGGCCGGUGAUCAGAUUAGAGGUGUCAGGGUUCGUUAAUCUGCGAGGGGAGCGACAGACUCACCGGCGGCGGAGGGGACUGGAUCACACCCGGUGUUGACGUGCGUCGGGAACCCCCCCCCCCCUCCCACCAGCACCACCCCGCCCCCCAGCCGCCUUCUAUGUAUUUGUUUAUUUAACAAUGGAUACCUGCGGCAGGGUGCGAGUCUGGCUGCUCCUGGUCCUGUCGUGGCACAGCGGCUACUUGGCGUCGCAGUUCCCGACGCAGCUCGUGAUUAAAGAAUGGGUUGAUCAGAUGCAGAAAGAGCUGGUCACCCUGGCAGACACGGCCACAGCCGGGAAGAGCCUCACUCAGAUAUUUCUGAGAAACCAACACCUUUACAGUGUGGAGCAGAAUGAUGCAGAGGAGCUGGUGGCCAGAGCAGCCAGGAACAUUGAACAGCUGCUGCGGAAGAGGUCUGCCGCCUUGAAGAAACUGGCCGCAGCUGCUGAGCGAUUCCAGAUGGAGCAUGCGUGGAAAGACGAGUUUGAGGAUGAUGAAAUCUCCUACUACAACGCAAAGGACAAUCUGGAAGCAAAUGAGACAGAGGGAAGAAAAUACAGGAUUCGACCAGACUUUAAAGAGGACGCUUCAUUUAAGCGUUUGACUGAUCACAACCACACGGCUGUCCACAUCCCCACUGACAUCUAUGAUGGCUCCACCAUUGUGCUUAAUGAGCUGAACUGGACAGAGGCACUGGAGGAAGUGUUUAGAAAGAACAGAGAAGAUGACCCAACCCUUCUCUGGCAGGUGUUUGGUAGUGCUACAGGCCUGGCUCGCUACUACCCAGCUUCCCCGUGGAUGGAUUCUCGAAAGACCCCCAGUAAGAUUGACCUGUAUGACGUCCGCAGGAGGCCGUGGUACAUUCAAGGAGCGGCCUCCCCCAAAGAUAUGCUUAUCCUCGUAGACGCGAGUGGAAGUGUGUCUGGCUUGACUCUCAAACUGAUCAGGACCUCAGUCAGCGAGAUGCUCGAAACUCUGUCUGAUGACGACUACGUCAAUGUAGUUUACUUUAACACCAGGGUGAAGAAGACGGCGUGUUUCGAACAUCUGGUUCAAGCCAACGUGAGGAACAAGAAGCUGCUGAAGGAUGCUGUGCAGAACAUCACAGCUAAAGGAAUAACAAACUACACAAAAGGCUUUGAGUUUGCUUUUGAGCAGCUCUCUGUGACCAACGUGAGCAGAGCUAACUGCAACAAGAUCAUCAUGCUGUUCACUGAUGGAGGAGAGGAAAGAGCUCAGGCCAUACUGGAGAAAUACAAUGCUGACAAAAAGGUGAGGAUCUUCACCUUCUCAGUAGGACAACACAACUAUGAUAAAGGACCUAUUCAGUGGAUGGCCUGUUCCAACAAAGGUUACUUCUAUGAGAUUCCUUCCAUCGGCGCCAUCAGAAUAAACACGCAGGAGUACCUGGAUGUCCUGGGGAGACCCAUGGUUCUGGCAGACAAGCAGGCCAAACAAAUCCAAUGGACCAAUGUGUACCUUGAUGCCCUGGAACUGGGUCUGGUCAUCACUGGAACACUUCCUGUCUUCAAUAGAACCAUGACCAUAGAUGAAAGGAAUGGCGAGCACCAGAAUCAAUUGAUUCUUGGCGUAAUGGGGAUUGAUGUGUCUCUGGAUGAUAUCAAGAAACUCACACCACGCUUUACUAUUGGUCCAAAUGGAUACUACUUUGCCAUUGACCCCAAUGGAUACGUCCUGCUGCAUCCCAAUCUCCAGCCAAAGAAUCCUAAAUUCCAGGAACCUGUAACUCUUGACCUCCUGGAUGCCGAGUUUGAAAAUGACAUCAAAGUGGAGAUCAGGAAAAUGAUGAUUGACGGUGAGACAGGUGAACGCACCAUUAAUACUCUGGUGAAAACGCAGGAUGAGAGGUACAUAGACAGGGGAGUCAGGACCUACACAUGGGGACCAGUUAAUGGAACAGAUUACAGCCUGGCUCUUGCUCUGCCCAAAUACAGUGAACACUUCAUUCAAGCUAAACUAGGGGAUGACAUGAAACAAGCUACGUCUUCUCCUUGGGGGCAAGGAGCUAUGGCGACCCUACAGCUGGAAAGGUUUGAUGAAUUUGGUUACACCUACAUCGCUCCGAGGGAGUACUGCAAAGAGCUCAAGUUGUCCCUCAACAACACUCAGUUUCUCCUCGACUUCAACCAGUACAUUGAUGGAAACCCUCCAGAUACAUGUAACGUGUCCCUUGUGAGUCGGCUGAUCCUGGAUGCAGGUCUGACAGCUGAACUGGUUAAACUUUGGAAUGAGCAGACUGUGGACGGGAUAGUGACCAGGUUUGUAGCCACGGAUGGAGGAAUCACAAGAGUCUUCCCAAGAAGCGUUGGAGAAGAGUGGAAUGAAAAUCCUGAGACAUAUGAGUCCAGUUUCUACAAAAGGACCCUCGACAAUGAAAUUUAUAUUUUCACAGCUCCAUCUUUCAACACAGAGAGCAGGGAACCUGUUUCUGAGUCAGGUAUUCUAGUGAGCAAAGCGGUCGACCUCACCAUUGACAAAGUCACGCUCAAACCAGCAGUGGUUGGAGUGAAACUAAAUGUCUCCUUCUGGAUGAAUGCUUUCAUGAAUGCUACUCUGAAACCUAAUUGCAAGGAUGAGAUCUGUGGCUGCCUGAGGAAUGACAAGCAUGUAGACUGUGUGAUCCUGGACGAUGGUGGAUUUCUUCUCAUGUCCAAUCAGGACGAGUACAUCACCCUGAUCGGCCAGUUCUUUGGCGAGGUGGACCCGGUGCUGAUGAUCAACCUGGUCAACACUUCCCUGUACUCCUUUAACAAGACCUAUGACUUCCAGUCCGUCUGCGACCCGGAGAAAGACAGCAAGGCUGCGGCAGGACCCCGAUCCGUCUACGUGCCUACCAUUGCAGACUUGCUCAGUAUUGGCUGGUGGGCCUCCAGUGCUGCCUGGUCCAUACUCCAGCAGCUCUUCUAUGGACUGAUUUUCCCCAACCUUCUAGAGGCAGUGGAGUCAGCAGAUGAAGACAUACCAGAUGCCAUGUUUAAGGAGAGCUGUAUCACAGAGCAGACUCAGUACUUCUUUGACAACGAUGAAAGAUCCUACUCAGGUGUCCUGGACUGUGGAAACUGUUCCAGGAUGUAUCGUGCCGAGAAGCUGCCCAACACCAACCUGGUGUUCCUGAUCACUGAUGCCAAGACAACAUGUUUGUCAUGUGACCCCCGGCCACUACGACAGGCUGAACAACCCUCUGAAGGUCCAGAUCCAUGCGAGCUGGCUCAGAACCCUAGAUACCGCAAAGGGCCGGAUGUGUGUUUUGACAACAAUGAAAACGACGAGCCCUUGUGUCCGAUCAGCAGAGGUUCUGUCUUGAGCUCCGCACCACUCCUGUUGUUUCUGCUGCUGAGUUCAGGGAAGAUGAUUCUGAUUGCGGAGGAGGGGCCUGUCUAAGCCCGUGUCUCUGGCCAAUGCUCGGGCUUCAACUGCUGCUACUGUGGCUCAUCACAUCCUUACGACACUCAUGACCCCUACACACUCAUGUACACGCACACGCACUCAUUCACACACUCACACACCGACCAUUGUCUCACUUCACGAGAGGAGAGAAGACUCUACUCACACCAUCCAGGAUAUACUGUAUGCAGAAUAUUUUUCUUUGACGACCAGUAUCAGUGUUUCCAUUUUACAAUGCCAAAGGGUGCUCACUCAUCUCCGCCUCAUCAUUUUCAGAAACAGAGACACAUUUACUGUGCUCAGCUGCACUCAUCCCCAUGAUAUAUAUAUAUACACAUAUAUAUAAAAAUUCCUUAACACUCCUAUGGUGCAAGAGUAAGAGCUAACCAAACCCUUUAAUUCUGCCUCAUUUCUCGGAUUUAUUCAAUGGAGGGUGAAAGCGUUGUCCCACUAUGCCAACGAAAUACCAUUCGAAGACUCUAUGUUCACCGACAGCGUUGAUUUGUGUAGUUUCAGUAUUGUUUGUUGCUUGUUAUAUUUAUUGCGUAUGAAUCACUGCGCCGCGAAGAUGGAUUUUUUUGCCAACUCGUGCGACGGCAGUACGAAGAAACGUCCAUAUCAUUUGAGUGUUUUUGAAAUGUGCUGUAGCUUACUGUGUAUCUAUUUCCUUUCCUUUUGUUGUAUUCCAAAUCAACAAGCAUUUUGUGACUGGCUAGGUGUUGUAUUGUAGCAGCAUGUGCUCAGUACAGAGCUAAAGACAACACCGACACUCUGACACCAAAGCGCCACGCAGUACCGAGGACCACUGACACACAAAAACAUACCACGGAGAAUCUGCAGGCAGGUCUAUUUUGAGAGAUGCCUCGGAUGUGGGUGUCCAGGGUAUUUGUUACUAAGUCACAAUGUUAGAUAGAUAGGUAGAUAACGUAGAUACUUCCCUGAGAAAGUGGGGUCGCCGGCGUGAAUCAAAAUCUAAUAGGAUAUUGCAAUUUCACAUGUGUUUGUUCUUGGUCCGACAGCUUUUGGUUGUCUUCAAUUUGAUGCAUCAAAUCCCCAGUGCCUACACAGUAACUCACACAGAGAGAUGUAUUCUCACCAUGUAUGCUUUCUAUGCUAAUGCUUGCAGCAAUACAGCAGAGAGGAUUCAAAAGUUAAAGUUAUACAUUGUGAAAUGGGCCAAAUCUGCCGCAGUCCAAUUCGUAUGGGGCCCAGACGACAGUAGAAAGAGCCAGUGGUUUUGAUUCGGCAAGAGGAACAUCCCCGUCCUCCGGGCUCAAAGCGAACCUGAACCAGACCUGAGCUUGUGUUCCGACACUUCUCUGUGUCAGUCCCGAUCCCGUUCCCUCUCUGGCUCACCAGACCCAGGGGCCAAGAUGAGAAUGCGAAUGAGAUCAGCAUAUCAAGAUGACUGUUUCUUUGUUUUCCCUCUCCUUGCUGUUGUCCUCAUGCUUGUUUCCUCUUUCUUGUGUUGCUCUACAAGUGCUGUGAAGCAGACGCUGAAAGGCUCCGUGUCGAAAAACGCUGCAAUGUCAUGGGAUGAGCUUGUUCUUGUGUUUGAACGCCGUCCGUGCCCGUGGGUCAGCAUCGGGGGGGGCGCUGGAGAGAACUUUGACAAGAUGCUACUGCCGGGAGUAACUUUGCAUUGCCUUACUUUACCGCAAAUCACAAAGAUCACACACAAGUUUCUUAGUGUUUGUUUGUUUUCACCGAUCCAAGUUGACUUCUCUCCACCUCGCCUUCAUGGUGACCUGCUGGUAUCGAGUGGCCAGGUUAUGCCCGUCUAUCAAAGUCGCGUGUUGACGUGUGUUUAACCCCGGGGGGGGGAUCCCGUGUCUAUGUGCCGGCAUGUGAGUGUCCCUCCGAUAUCUGAUUGUGCUUUAAUACUGUACAUGAGUUACUCUUUUGUGGAACUUGACUAGCCUGAAUACAUUUUGUAUACAUUUGUACACUUAUAAUAUUUACUGUAUAAAAGAUGAAAUGAGAGGAAAGAAAAAAUGUUUAUAAUGAUUUGUUGUUGAUUAUUGUGCAAAUAUGAUAUAUUCACAAUAAAAGUGUUGUAUUGUUAUGA
Messenger RNA from Scophthalmus maximus (turbot), 5546 nucleotides. RefSeq names its product voltage-dependent calcium channel subunit alpha-2/delta-1. The record is from RefSeq and is a predicted model, not a curated record. NCBI's taxonomy places the organism in Eukaryota, Metazoa, Chordata, Actinopteri, Pleuronectiformes, Scophthalmidae. Gene Ontology annotation, molecular function: voltage-gated calcium channel activity. Gene Ontology annotation, cellular component: L-type voltage-gated calcium channel complex. The coding region runs from base 212 to 3475 and encodes 1087 amino acids. The transcript has 41 exons.